Molecule: messenger RNA, 2422 nt
Organism: Perognathus longimembris pacificus (Pacific pocket mouse)
Lineage: Eukaryota; Metazoa; Chordata; Mammalia; Rodentia; Heteromyidae
Gene: Samhd1
Product: SAM and HD domain containing deoxynucleoside triphosphate triphosphohydrolase 1
Exons: 16
Coding region: 119-1912 (597 amino acids)
Biological process (GO): regulation of innate immune response; defense response to virus; dGTP catabolic process
Cellular component (GO): nucleus
Molecular function (GO): protein binding; dGTPase activity
Source: RefSeq, a predicted model, not a curated record
GCUGCCCCUGAUGUAGGGUGGACUUGCCGCCGUCCGGGCCGGGCUGUCAGUGCGCCUGCGCGCGCGGGCCAGGCACCGCGGUCCUUGAGUGUGCUGCGCUGGGGCGCCGGGUGGAGCCAUGCGGAGAUCCGGCUGCGAGCAGCCCCCAAAGCGGCCCCGCUGCGAUGGCAGCCCCCAAACCCCUCCGAAUACGCCUCCCGCUGCGGCCAACUGCUCGCCGGGCCCCAAACUCCACUCCGACCACCGGACCUGGGACCCGGAGCAGGUGUGCUCCUUCUUGGAGCGCAGCGGCUUCAGGGAGCCGGGACUGCUGAGAAACAUCCGAGAAAAUAAAAUCACGGGUUCAAUCUUGCCCUUUCUUGAUGAGUCUCUUUUUGAAAAUCUUGGAGUAAGUUCCUUGGAGGAGAGGAAGAAACUGCUUCAUUAUGUCCAACAAUUGAGCCAAACUCACAUGGAGACAGUGAAGGUAAUUAAUGAUCCUAUCCAUGGCCAUAUUGAGUUCCAUCCUCUCCUUAUCCGAAUCAUUGACACGCCUCAGUUCCAGCGGCUUCGGUAUAUUAAACAGUUGGGAGGUGGUUACUAUGUAUUCCCAGGAGCUUCACACAAUCGAUUUGAACAUAGUUUAGGGGUAGGGUACCUUGCUGGAUGUCUGGUUCGCACACUGCAUGAAAAACAACCAGAGCUGCAGAUAAGUGAGCGAGAUAUGCUCUGUGUUCAGAUUGCGGGGCUUUGCCACGACCUUGGUCAUGGUCCAUUUUCUCACAUGUUUGAUGGAAGAUUUAUCCCACUGGCUCGCCCAGAUGUGAAGUGGACGCAUGAACAGGGCUCGGUUCACAUGUUUGAGCAUCUGAUUGAUUCUAAUGGACUCAGAGAUGUCAUGAAACAUUACGGUCUCAUCCCUGAAGAAGAUAUUUGCUUUAUCAAGGAACAAAUUGCUGGAAUACUUGACUCACCAGUCAAAGGAUCUUUGUGGCAGUACAAAGGACGUCCUAAACAGAAAAGUUUCCUGUAUGAAAUCGUGGCUAAUAAAAGAAAUGGCAUUGAUGUCGACAAAUGGGAUUAUUUUGCCAGGGACUGUCAUCAUCUUGGAAUCCAAAAUAACUUUGAUUACAAGCGCUUUCUUAAGUUUGUCCGUGUCUGUGAAGUGGAGGAUGAGAAGCAUAUUUGUACUAGAGAAAAGGAGGUUGGGAAUCUGUAUGACAUGUUCCACACUCGCAACUGUUUACACCGAAGAGCUUAUCAGCACAAAGUGGGCAACAUCAUCGAUACAAUGAUUACAGAUGCCUUCCUCAAAGCAGACCCCUACCUAGAGAUUGAAGGUGCUGAAGGGAAGAAGUAUCGCAUUUCUACAGCAAUCGACGACAUGGAGGCCUUCACCAAGCUGACGGAUCACAUUUUCCUGGAGAUUUUAUACUCUUCUGACCCCAGAUUGAGCGCUGCACGAGAGAUUUUGAAAAAGAUCGAAUGCCGUAAUUUAUACAAGUAUGUGGGUGAGACCCAGCCCGGGGGAAAAGAAAAGAUCCAAAGGGAAGACUACGAACAUCUUCCAGAAGAGGUUGCCUGUGCAAAACCUAAUGAAGUGCUCCUGGAGGUCGAGCUGAAGGCGGAAGACUUCAUAGUGGAUGUUAUCAACAUGGACUAUGGGAUGAAAGACAAGAAUCCGAUUGAUCAUGUUCACUUCUAUGGCAAGAGGGACCCCCGAACAGCAAUCAAGAUUUCUAAAAAGCAGGUCUCACGCUUCCUGCCAGAGACAUUUGCAGAGCAGCUGAUUCGUGUGUACUGUAAGAAGACAGAUGAAAAGAGUCUGUUUGCUGCUACACAACAGUUUGUCCAGUGGUGCAAAGUCCGAGACUUCACCAAGCCACCGUGGGGAGGAGUCACUGAGUAUUUAAGACCUGCCAUGCUGCUGUAAUUAUGAGCACGCAUGCAUGCUGCUGGAUGAGUCCGUGGGAGUAAGGAGGUAUGUCUACCUCAACCAGAGUGGCCCCAGAAAGCAAACCAUUGACACCUCCGGCUGCAGAUGUCCCGGCACUGGGAGAGGCUUUUCCUGGGGAUGGGAGUAGACACUACUAGAGCACUUGCAUGCCUUGCACCUAGGUACAUCCACUCAUCGAGUUUUUGUUGUUUUACCCUGUGUUAGGUACCAGGGAUGGGACAGUACUGAAGGUGGACAUAGUUCCUUAGUCCCAAGGGUCUCACUCUAAUUGGGGAUAAAAACACACAAAUAGGCUAUGGUCUCAGUAAAGUACCUCAGUGGGGCUGGGUACAGAGCUUUAGAGGAAGCUCUGGUCAGAUUUGUUGUGCUGCAGGUGGUUGUCAGGAUCUUUUGAUGCCACAAAAGAGGCCAGGCUCAGGAAGGAUGUUUGUUUAUGUCAAUACUGGGGUUUGAACUCAGGGCCUCACUCAUGCCCCCAGCCCUUUU